AGGAAAAGUUGGAAUCCAACCAGAAAGAGCUAGAAGCAGCCCAGGCUCUUGCAGCUGCUGAACCAGGCAGUGUUAAUGAGCAUAAAUUACAGGAGCUUGUUGAGCAAAGAAGAAAUUUGAGUGCAGACCUAAAUGCAACAGUUUCAAGUAUACAAAAAGCACAGCGUCGUACCUCUGAAGCACUUCGAUUUGAACCACCUGUUGAAAAAGAAUUAUUUGAAUUAGCUGUUAAGAAGCAGCGUUUACAGGCCAACUUGGAAUCCAAUUGGAAAGAGCUACAGGAAGCUCAGACACUUGCAGCUACCGAACCAGGCAGUAUCAGUGAACAUAAACUACAGCAGCUCACUGAGGAAAGAAGACUCAUGACUCAAGAUCUAAAGGAAACUAUGCACAAUAUGCAAAAUGCUGAACGCCGUGCUUCAGAAAGGGCUCUGAUUGAAACACCCACUGGAAGGAAGUUCUAUGAUCUCUUGGAGAAGAAGCAACAGUUGCAGGCAGAUUUGGAAUCCAACUGGGAAAAGCUACAAGAAGCUGAGGCUCUUAUAGCUACCCAGCCAGGAAUUAUCAGUGAGCGUAAACUAGAGGAACUGGCUGAAGAAAGGAAGCGUUUGACUAAAGAACUAGCUGCAACUGCAGAAGAUAUAUUGGAAGCCCAUCGCCAGGCUUCAGAAAAAGCUCUGUUUAGGAAACCUGCUGAAAAAGAGUUAUAUGCACUGUCAGAGAAGAAACAAAUGUUACUGCAAAAUUUGAAAGGGCUGCAGGAAGCUCAGGCUCUUGCAGCAACCCAAUCUGGCAUUGUUGGUGAGGAGAAACGGAAACAGCUUGCUGAGCAAAAACAACGUUUGGCUGCUGAUCUAGAGGCAACUAUGCAUGAUAUACAAAAGGCACAGCGUCAUGUUUCAGUGGCGCCUAUAACUAUGUCACCUAGUGAAAAUGAAUUAUAUGCACUAUCGGAGAAGAAAUCUCUGAUACUGGAAAGUUUGGCAUUCAAUCGGAAACAGCUACAGGAAGCUCAGGCGCUUGCUGCUCUGCAUCCAGGCACUGACAGUGACCAUAAAUUAGAAGAAUUAGCUCAAGAAAGAAAGCGUUUGACUGAAGAUCUAAGAGAAGCUGUGCAUAGUCUACAUGAAAUAGAGCGGCGUUCUUCACAAAAAGGACAGAUUGAUUCUGCUGAAGAAGAAUUAGAAGAAUUGGCUAUGAAGAAGACACAGUUGCUGCAAAAGUUGGAAUCCAAUCAGAGACUACUAGAAGAAGCUGAAGUUCUUGAAGCUGCUCAGCCAGGCACAAUCAAUAAGCAUAAACUAAAGGAGGUAACUGAGGAAAGAAAACGUUUGACUGCAGAACUAGAAGAAAUUCUACACAAGAUGGUACUAAAAGAUGUACAGCUUCAGGUUUCAAAACCACCUGAGAAGGAAUUAUAUAAACUGUCAGAGUGGAAGCAACAUUUAUUGGACAGUUUGGAAUCCAACCUGAAAGAGCUAGAAGAAGCUUGGGCUCUUGCAGCUACCCAACCAGGCCCUAGCAGUGAUAAUCUAUUAAAGAAGUUAAAUGAGGAAAGAAAGACUUUGAUUGAAAACCUGGAAAGAGUUGUGGAAGAUUCACAGAAAAUGAAAUCUCGUCUUUCUGAGACAGGUGGAGUAAUAAGACCCAUUGAAAGGGAUUUAAGUCAUCUUUUACAGAAGAAAAAACUGUUUUUGGAACGCUUGGAAUCAAAUCUCAAAAACUGGCUAGAAGCACAAACACUUGCAGCUACUCAACCAAGCAGUAUCAAUGAGAAAAAAUUUCAACACCUCACUGAACAAAGAAGGCUUUUGGCUGCAGGCCUGGAAGCAAUUAUUCAAGAUAUACAAAAUAUACAGGAUACUGAUUCAGAAAAACAAAUGAAAGACAGAGAAAUGGCUUUGAAACAACUACAUGAAAAAAAGAAAGUGUUUUUGGAAAAUUUGAGAACAAAUUUUAGACAACUGCAAGAAGCCAAGGCUCUUGCAGCUGCCGAGCCAGGUGGUAUCAGUGAGCUAAAGGUACAAGAGCUCAUUCAGCAAAGAAGACUUUUGACUGCAGGUUUAGAUGCAAUUAUGCAAAGCAUGCAAGAGAUAGAAAAUCUUAUUGCAGGCAAUGUGGAAGUAGCAAAACCCAGUGAAAUUGAAUUAGACAGAAUAUAUGAGAGAAGAACAUUACUUUUGGAAAACAUGGAAUUAAAUCUGCAAGAGCUGAAAGACCUUGCAAAAGGUGGUGUAAGUGAGAAGAAAAUACAGGCGAUAAGUGAGAAAAGAAACCGUUUGAUUUCUAGUUUUGAGGCAAUUCUUCAAAAUAUGGAAGAAGCACUUAGUUUAGACCAAGGAGCAAGGACAAGACCUGAUGAGAGAAAUAUCAGUGAUCUCAUAGAACUUUCCAAUCUAGAAUCAAAACUGGAUGAGAUGCAAAAUCUAGGAGUUUUUACAGGCUUUCAACUGGAUACUAUAAGGAAAAAAAUGUGCAAACUAAAAGAACAAAAAAAGAAAUUGAUUAGUAAAUGGGAAAAAUAUUUUCUAAAAGAGUAUCCAGAAGGAUAUAUACCUGAACCCACCAAAAAAGGCAAAACACCCAAAGAAUUAGCUGGGAAAGGUUUGUUCUCAUAUUUGCGAUCAAGUAUCAAAGAUCUGCAAGAACAAGGCAUUAUUCGGCAAGAUAGCAUGUCUGAGGUAGAAUUGGAUCAGCUAGCAAAAGAAGAAAGAAUUGUGGACAGAUAUUUUGAAGAAGUUCCAAUAGAAUUCCUGCCUUCAGAGGUUGCUGCUUUAAGUACACAAUAUGAGGAUGAGAAAUCAUUAAAACGAAGGGCUUUGGCUGCAAAAUUGGAGGCAAAUAUAAGAGAUCUUCAAUCUGCUCUUCAAGUAGAUAAACUAGAAAAACCUAAAUUUGAGAUACCAAAAAGCGUUUUACGGACAACAGGCAAACGGAGACUUAGUUCACUUGAGCCAUCAGAUCAGCUCGCAUUGAGACCACAACUUUCAGGGCUGCAGAUACACAUAAGUAAAGUACCUGUGGCUAACAGAAUCAAGCAUGAUAGCAAAACAGUAGAUGCAGGAUACGAUACGACAGUCCAGGAGGAGAAAGACCAACUUCUAAAGAGGGACAUAGAACUGGCAUUAAAAGGACGGCUUCUGGAAGAAUUUCCAGAGAGCAAAGUAUCUUUGCCACAAUUGGAUAGUUCUUCUUACCUUCAUGCAAAUUCACACAGACUUGCUUUGGAGGCUGCAAUGCAAGAAAUAUUAGAGUUUAACAAGAAUUUACUUCCAAGCCAUAGAACAAAUCUGCAACAAGCAUUGCAUCUUGCAAGUUAUCAGUUACAACAAAAACAGCUACAACAACAUCAAGCCAAUGCGCUUGUUGACAAGUUCAGAAAUAUGCCAUUAUUUCCCCCACCACCACCUGGGACAGCUAGGUUCCAGGACUAUACUAUACCUGUUCAAAAAUCAGGAUGGGAAACAAACCAGUUACCACAAAAAGACUACUUCCAAAAGCUUGCAUUAUUAAAACGAAGGAUUUUGGGGCCAGAGAUGAAAGGGGGAGGUCCUUCAUCAGUCACUCAGGGAGAUGUUCAAGAUCAAGUAGAGGACCCAAUUGUUAUUUCUGGAAAAGGAUGCAACCCCUACAGAAAAGAAACCACCUUCCCAGUCAUAAAGCAAAGUUCAAAACAUAAAUGACCUUAUUAUUGUGUUUUUAGAGACUGAGUCAGUGAUGCAGCCAUCUUAUAAAAUUCAUCUUUGCUGAACUGUGAAAAGGAAACAUGAAAACCUAUGCUGUUGUAUGAAUUUGUUUUGAGAACUUAAUUGUACUAGAACAGCAGUUAAAAUAUAUGAUACCUGAACCACCAAUGCUCUAAUAGUAGUAAUUUUUUAAAAUUGUUUAGCAGAUCAUAACUAGGUUAUUUGUGACCAAAGCUACGUACAUUUUUAUCUGGCUAUGGUACAACCAACCCCAUAAUCAGAUGUUUGAAACCAACCAGAUCCUUCGCCCUAGAAUUGAUCACAAAACACAACUAGAUGUUAGAAGUCAUAUGACACCAACAGGGAGUGAGUAUUGUGGUAAUUCAUGUUAGCUAAAGUACAGAAAUUUGCACUAUACACAUGGUUAGGUAGCCUAGUUCUCACUCAGUUUCAAGUAUGCUAAGUAGUAGUCUUGGUUCUUUGGAUAUGGGGGAUAGCAUCAGCAAUAUUGGAUUUUAUGUUCCUGAAAAAUAAAGGUAGCUUCUCCUCCACCCCAUAACAGUGGUGGGAAACCUCUGGUGAAUAGGCCUAAUUAGGUCUGCCAGACCAUUUUGUGCAUACUACACCCAACUUUCCCUGGCUUGACAUCAACUAUGGUGUCAGAUGUGAUAAAGUUCAAGGUACAGUUAAAAGGAAAAAUCAGGACUACACUCUUAAGUAUGCUCCCAGUUUUUCCUUUAUAUCAAAUAGCUAUGCUUGACUGCCUGGCAUUUGAAUGCUCAGUUUCAACUCAGUGAUUAUUUCUACCUUCAACACUCACAAAGAUCAUCUCACCCCCUUGUGAAAUGUUUCUAAAGGGAGUUAUUCUUCAAUGUCCUUCAGUGGCUAAUCAUUUCCCCUCCUGCCUGCAGGAGUUUCCCUUCAAACCACUAUAACAAGUCUCCCUCAAAGUUAUGUAUUUUAAAGUUCUUUCUCUUAUGGCAGUUAGCUCAGCUCAAAGAUUUUCUGACCUGGGAGCCUUAUCUGUAGCUAAACAUAUGAGCACAUUUCAUAAAGAUAGGGCAGUUCUGAGUAUGGACCCAUCACUUUUGUCUAAGGUUUGUCAAAGCUGCAUGUUCAGCAGGAGGUGAACUUCUGCCCAAAUCCUAGGCAUCCGUUAGAAAAGGCUUGGCUCUCAUUAGAUGUUCACAGAACAGUGAAUGUAUACCGUACAUAAACAGAACAAAGGGCAUUAAGUCCACUGAAUCCCAGUUCAAAUCCUUUCACCCUUCCACAAUGGGUAAAAAGUGUCUGCAGCCACACUCUCUAGAGAUGGAUCAGGGCAUACAUUGAUAUGGCCUAUGAGUUGCUUAAGCCUCCCAGAUCAACAAAUCUGGCAGCGCAUUCCACAAGAUCAGUGGCAACAGUGGCCGCCUUUUCUUCUAAUGUCUCUUAAGUAGAAAUCAUUAGAGCAGCAACUGGUCUGUUCCUAGCACUAUUAUGAGGCACUAUAAGAUGGGCAUGUUUGCUUCAGCAGAGACCACCUUUCGUCCUGCAUCAGGUCCUGCCUCAUUACUUCUGUUGCAGCUGGGACCCACCCUAAUUGGGAAAGCCAUGGUAUGUCCCAACCCAGUGAUUGCACGAUGACCGACUAGUAUGAGUGGUACUCACCUGAAGAGUAGAUUUGUGAGGUCAUCACUGGGGCCUCUCACUAAUAUGGGCUGCAACUGAAAUUCUUCCUAUAUAGCACAAUGUUAUGGUUAUUAUAUUUUGAGUUAAGCUAUGGUUGAUAUUAUUGAUAUUGUUGGGAAGUGUGCUUUUUUGCUUGUUUUUUCCUUACUUGUAAUGUGAGAGUCUGAUGACGGUACAAGCUUGGCAAGUCUGCAAACUGGGAGCCCACCCACUUCCCAGAGCUGUUCAUUCCUGCCUUCGACACCAGAGGGAGUCAUAGCCCAACACAGUGAACGCAUGGUGACCUCACAAAUCUACUCAUUCAUGUAAACAGGUGGAGGGUGUGUGCCUGGUUGAGAGCAAAAUGCCCUAAUCCAGCUGCAAUCCUGCCUUCAAGCUUAGAGAAAUCUCACCUGAGAACAUAUUCACUCCAAGUAAAAUACCCUUUACAGGUUUCUUCAAGGGGUACUAAGUUACAAAGCGCAGAAAGGAAAUUCAGGUGUGAUGUUUUAAAAGAUUUUUUAUUUAAUAAAUAACUUCCAUGAUAGCACUGUAAAAAGUGAACAUUUGUUAAAAUAAAAGGCACUUAAAAUAAGAAUGUGGAUAGUAUAGAACACAUGACAGAAUGGGCAGCGGCAAAUAUACAUGGCACAUCAAACAAUGUUAUCUCAGAACUGAAAGUCAUGUUACAUGACAAUUGUGCAGUCUUAGCUACAAUAUGAAGGUAAAUUUACAGCCAAGACUGCAAAAAGUUGUUUUUACAACAAUCAUCUUACACAAAAUGAAAUCAAAUACAUUAAAGAAAAAGGUGACAAAGCACCAGGCUUUAACCUAAGCAAAAACAUUAGAAAAACCACCACCAUCGAUGAAUUAAGGCCCUUAUGCAUUCAGAAGAUGUAUUGGCAGACUUUUUUUCUGUACCAAAGUCAGGAUUUGAGUUUACAAAGUAAAAUUCUUUUUCGGUCACCAUGCAGCAAUGUUAUAAAAAAAGAAUGGCACAAUAUUAAAGCUAUUAUUCUGAAUCUAUUUUUUCUUCCUAUUUCUUAUACAUCACCCCUGACAGUUUAAAAUGCAUCUGUACAUAUUAAAUUGUCUUUUA
Messenger RNA from Podarcis muralis (Common wall lizard), 6435 nucleotides. NCBI's taxonomy places the organism in Eukaryota, Metazoa, Chordata, Lepidosauria, Squamata, Lacertidae. The record is from RefSeq and is a predicted model, not a curated record.